Cololabis saira (Pacific saury) is the source of this 724-nucleotide messenger RNA. It is a transcript of the gene ndufs4, whose product is annotated as NADH:ubiquinone oxidoreductase subunit S4. Gene Ontology annotation, biological process: electron transport chain. The coding region runs from base 55 to 567 and encodes 170 amino acids. NCBI's taxonomy places the organism in Eukaryota, Metazoa, Chordata, Actinopteri, Beloniformes, Belonidae. The record is from RefSeq and is a predicted model, not a curated record. The transcript has 5 exons.
CGCGCUCCCGCGGCUUGAGCUUCGCGGCCACCGUACUUCUCGUUCACAACAAUCAUGGCGUCCUCAAUGUCACUUCUCGGCUUAGGACGUUUAUCUGCGUUCAAUGUGGCUUCAAAACUCUUCCUGAGCCCUGCCAGGUCUACAAGCACGUCAGUGGCGAGGCUGGCACAGAAACCAGGACAAGAUGCGCAGCUUAUUACUGUUGAUGAGAAAUUGGACAUCACGUCUCUGACAGGGGUCCCAGAAGAGCACAUCAAAACCCGUAAGGUUCACAUCUACGUGGCGUCCAAGACAGCCAUGCAAUCUGGGAGCAACAGCACCAAGAAGUGGAAGAUGGACUUUGACACCAGAGAGCGCUGGGAAAACCCCCUGAUGGGCUGGGCUUCAACGGCUGAUCCUUUAUCUAACAUGUUGCUGGCGUUCACCUCCAAGGAAGAUGCCGUCGCUUUUGCUGAGAAAAAUGGUUGGAGCUACGACAUCACAGAGAAGAGGAGCGCAAAGCCGCGGGUGAAAUCCUACGGGGCAAACUUCUCCUGGAACAAGAGGACCAGGAGGUCCGGAAAGUAAACUGAAGACACCCAUCUGUUCCCUGACUUGACCCGCAUCACUCUUGUCAAUAAAUGCACGAAUAUAUAUCUGAAAACCAAACAUCUGGGUCAUUAUGGCUUUAUCUCUUCAAACACUCACCUCAUUACUGAUUACCUAAUAAAGCCUUGUCGAUUAA